AUGGGUGAAAAUGGAUAUGAUAUGGGAGGAUUAUCAAGGGAAUUUUAUCCUUUGGCCUUUAAGGAUUUUUUGGAUCCUUUAAAAGGAUUCUUUUAAGUUUCUUAGAAUGGAAUUACGAUGUAGCCUUCCCCUUUUUCCUGUUUUAUUCCAGAUUAUUUGACUCAUUUUAAAUUCGCAGGAAGGCUUUUGGCAAAAUCAAUAAUUGAUGAUUUCGAUUGUGAGAUUAGUUUAACUUAAUCUUUUCUUAAGUAAAUUCUAGGAUUAGAUUUAUAUAUAAGUGAUUUGGAAGAUAUUGACCCUGAAUUAACUAAAGGACUUAUUUGGAUUUUAGAAAAUGAUAUUUCUAAAGAAGAUUUGGCUUUGAAUUUUACUUAUUCUUUUUAAUAAUUUGGGUAUUAAAAUUGUGUACUUUUGAAAGAAAAAGGCGAUUAAAUUCAGAAUAAAGACAGUUUACCAAUAGGCAGAACAUGUGGUAAAAUUUUAGAAAUACCAGAAUAUUCAUGCAAAGAAAUUAUGAAAUAAAAAUUAUAUAUUGCAAUAAAUGAAGGUUCAUAUGGAUAUUAUAAAAAAUGA
Ichthyophthirius multifiliis is the source of this 573-nucleotide messenger RNA. RefSeq names its product ubiquitin- hect domain protein, putative. The transcript has 3 exons. Gene Ontology annotation, biological process: positive regulation of protein catabolic process; proteasome-mediated ubiquitin-dependent protein catabolic process; protein polyubiquitination. Gene Ontology annotation, molecular function: ubiquitin-protein transferase activity. NCBI's taxonomy places the organism in Eukaryota, Ciliophora, Oligohymenophorea, Hymenostomatida. The record is from RefSeq and is a predicted model, not a curated record.